CUGAAAAAAAAAAGCUGAAAAAAAUGAAACCGAAAAAAAAAGAAGCAGAGAAAAAAGCUGAAAAAAAAGAAGAGAACGAAAAAAAGGAAGAGGAUAAAAAAAAAAGAAGAAAAAAAAAAAACCGAAAAGUACAAAGAAAGCCUGGAUCUGGCAACACAGGAUAA
Racocetra fulgida is the source of this 164-nucleotide messenger RNA. NCBI's taxonomy places the organism in Eukaryota, Fungi, Glomeromycota, Glomeromycetes, Diversisporales, Gigasporaceae. The record is from the annotation of a GenBank genome assembly.